GGUAUUUAUUAAAAAAGAAAAAUGGAAAACAAAAUCUCUUCGCCUCCUUCUCCCUCUUCCUCGGGCAGCGGGUAUCCCGCCGAGCCGCGGAGGAGGAGGGGGCUCCCUUCCCCACCUCUAACCGUGUGCGCCUUCCCUUCCCAGGCAGGGAAACUUGUGCAGGCGGGCGGCCCCGGCGCCGGUACCGGCGGAGGACUGGAGCCUCCGGAAGCAAAGUUCUGUGACACUCCGACUCUGGGUACGAUAGCAGUCAGUGCACUACAGAACUUUGUCUCCGGCGGCGGCGGCGGCCCCGGAGCCUCAGGUGGACACGUCACUGCGGGGAUGGCGAGCCCGGGCGCUGCCGAGCGCCGAAACCUGCGCUGCAGCCUCGGAAUAAAGUCUGUGCUGUUGUGGCCUCCCGCUCUCAAGUUUUGUUGAGUGUCCUUUUUUUCUUUUCCUGGGUAAAAAUAGCGCAACAUCUGGGUACUGAGGGUUAUUUCAGUGCAGUCAGGCCGGCCUGGCUGCCUCUGCAUAAAUGUGAAACUAAGUGGUGCUCGGUGCAGCUGAGCCGGUGGUGGGUAUGUGAACGUGCUCGAUGCUGUGCCUGACUCUGCUUUCUUUUAAGUGUGUAAUAGAAUAUGGCAGCUUAACUGGGGGCUUGAGUUUGAUAAAAGGCUCCGUGCUUCUAGCAAAAAUCUAUGCCACCGAGCCCUGCUGUAACACAAUGCAGUAAGUGUGCUAAUUCAGGGUUUAGGCCUUGCCUCUGGUACUGGGCUGUUUUUCUCUUUAGGAAUCUCAGACUUCCAACUUGAGUAAUGGCUACAACUUCAAGCCUCUGAAUAUUCAAGGAUCACAAGGUUUGUUGUGAGUGAGUACUGCAAGGCUUCAUCCUCACUGAUAGUGGGGGGGAAAGCUUUGGAAGGAAAAGUGACAGUUGUAUUUAUUAGUGCAGUUGCAAGGUUUUAUAAUGUAAACUUAUUUGACACCUGAACAAUACUUACUUGGACAGUGGCUUUAAGGGCUGAGAAAGGAAGGGCCAAGCUGAACUUUCUUCGGUUCAAGUUGACACCUGGCAACGGUACAGUAGCUGGCCUGCCUUUCUUCAGAAAUCUUGCAGAGUUUCUUGAUGUGUAAACUAAGCUGUGGAGUUCUUGUGAGGUGGAUGUAAUCAGCUGAUGUGCUUUCAUCAUAGUGAGAGUAAUAGGAAAAAACAUAUUGCUAGAGGCCAGAUGAAGGAAGGUAUGACAAUUUAUUUAAAGAUCAGUAUGUGCUGUAGAGUAUGUUAAUAAUGUAUUUUACAGAUGCUGCAUUGUACAGCAGAUACGUUGCUUUUAUUUUUUUACUUUUAUGUAUAUACACACACAUAAAUGUGUGCGUAUACGUUAUAUAUGUUAGAGGUCUCCUAUGCUGUUGGAUUCUUCUAGCUGAUCAUCCCCCUUGGGCUCACUAGAAACCUGAAUCAACUUUUCCUUUCUGCCAGUCUGAAUGUGGAAGGUACAGCAAGAUUAUACGGUUCAUGGAAUUGGGCUGGAAACUGGAAUGCUAUUCUAAGUACAUGCUUUUUUAGCUCAAAACGUUUAAUCAAAGGGUAGGUAAAGUGAGGAGCACUUUACUGUAUGGCAGCCCAUGUGACCAGCUAGGGCUAUAUUUGGAUGCUGGAGGUUUAAGGAAUCCUUUUUGCUAACCAUUUUUGGCCAAUUGCCUGCUGCUUUAUGUUAUGCAGUGUGACGUCUGCUAAAAAGGAC
Poecile atricapillus (Black-capped chickadee) is the source of this 1727-nucleotide messenger RNA. RefSeq lists its product as uncharacterized. The transcript has a single exon. Lineage: Eukaryota; Metazoa; Chordata; Aves; Passeriformes; Paridae. Bases 22 to 420 code for a protein of 132 amino acids. The record is from RefSeq and is a predicted model, not a curated record.